Messenger RNA from Penicillium manginii, 1944 nucleotides. RefSeq lists its product as uncharacterized. The record is from RefSeq and is a predicted model, not a curated record. NCBI's taxonomy places the organism in Eukaryota, Fungi, Ascomycota, Eurotiomycetes, Eurotiales, Aspergillaceae. Bases 1 to 1944 code for a protein of 647 amino acids. The transcript has 3 exons.
AUGAGUCAAUUUCAAUUAUUCCCGCCUCCUUCGCCUGAGGUUAGAGCGCAAAGAAAUCCAUUUCGAAAAGGUGUCAAAAAGCCUGUGCCGAAGAACGAACCGCCAUCUCCUAUCCCGCUUGAAGAGAUCAAGAGCUCUACGAAUACGGAGUCGGUAUUGCUUCAAAUCAUCGAAGACACUCAACAUUUUCCACCUCCACCAGCUUUACCUGCUACAAACUUCGCACGAUCGAAGUCACCCGCCACACAAUCAUCCCAGCAGUCGAAACCUCCCCAGUCUCCUCGCAACCGAAGGCAUCAAAAUACCAGUCCAAUGAACCAUCGGCCCUUGCCCUCACAAGGCAGCGCCGGCGAUAGUAGUAGCAACAGUGAUCAGAAUACGAAUUCAACUACUUCCCCUCAAUCUUCCCAAUCUUCCGUUUCUCCACUGCCGAUGAGAUCAAUGUUCCCCCGCUUUGAUCCAAAGACCUCGCUCAACACACAAGAUAACGAUUCACAAAUGCCUACCGAAACCCUCAAGCCCAAGCCUAAUCGCAGGCCAAAUCUCACGCUAACUACAACGUCUGAUAUUGACCAUGUUCUUGGACCAAAGACUGUCCCUGCAAGCGUGCUCAACUUCCCAACCGGUGCCUUGGAGCCAGAGGAGAUUCGAUACUCCUCUGUUCAGGAUUUGGAAAUGCUUUGGGAAGCAGCCAAUGGUCAAAGGCCGCGGAACACGUGUGGUACAGUUAAUCUUCGCUUGACAAGAACCGGUCCCGCGACUUUUACAUUCGGGAACUCCAACCAACCAUUUUAUACGCUGCAAACUUUUUCGAACAACGACAUAGCUAUAUCUCGUGGAGCGCCAUCAAAUCCAGAAAGUGACAUUCCAAUUAUGGGUCUAAGUCUCGAAGAACGCCGACGUAGAGAGCAUCCCAACGACGGACUUGUUGCGCUUCUUUUUUCCAGAUUAGCUGCUAUGCUUGCCAUCGAGCAAGCAGCCGAGGUCAGCAAAGAACAUCAACUUACUCCCUCUGAAGCUGGCGAAAUAGAACAAGACGCUCUGAAACGAGCUGCCGCACAGGAGUCCUGUCGACUGUCCUGGAAUCGCAACCUACGCCUCUACGAGCUUCGCCACCCAUCACUAUCGAAACGACAACCGCCAGCUUUAGUGGGAGCUGCGGGCAUUCCCCUCUCCCGCGACGCAGUACUUACCCAACCACCAACGAUCAUUGUCACUGGACCAGUCUCCAUGGAGGCUGCGCAACAGGCUGCCACGGCACGAACAUCCAUACUCCCCGUUACAGACUCCGAUGAACCGCUAGCGGCUCUCGAUCUGGCAACCCGAACUCUGUCUAUCUCCCCAGCUGCAGUCAUCGCGACUAUCCCCUCGCUAUAUGCGAUCGACUCGCUAGUCGCGGCAAUACUCGCUGUUGCUGUCUCUGACGAGAUCACCAAUCCCAUCCUCGCCGAUAUGGAGAUUGGUAGUACCCACCACUCAUUUGAAUCAUAUACGAACAGCGAGCCGAUGGCUGGAGUGCCUUACCGCGGGAGACUCGUCACGACACUUGCUGAGCGCGAAGACUACGCGGAAAGUCUCCAUCUCGCAUCUCAGAUUGAAGAUGCCAAUGCAAAGGCCGAAGCCGCAGCGAAGCGGAAGAGCCUCUUCAAGUUCUGGGAACGAUCGAAGCCGAGCUCUUCUACAUCUGCGAGCGGGCGUAUGGCCAAGAAGGGCAAGAAUAAAGGGCAACAGGUUGUUGUUGAGGAAUUCGAUCUCGAAAAGUACGGCCGGUAUGGCCCUGAAUCGUCUCGGAAAGGCGAGAAACUGCCAGGGAUUACUCGGACCAUCUUGAAACUUCUGUUCUGGGGAUUGGAGUUAUUCGUCAAGGGGUUGACACUCGCCGUUAAGCUCCUGGCAUGGCUGCUGGUGAGGGCGACGCGCUGUGUGACAAGUGAGAAGUUCUGA